Messenger RNA from Cebus imitator (Panamanian white-faced capuchin), 2260 nucleotides. It is a transcript of the gene HEXIM2, whose product is annotated as HEXIM P-TEFb complex subunit 2. The coding region runs from base 1171 to 2031 and encodes 286 amino acids. The transcript has 3 exons. NCBI's taxonomy places the organism in Eukaryota, Metazoa, Chordata, Mammalia, Primates, Cebidae. Gene Ontology annotation, biological process: negative regulation of transcription by RNA polymerase II; negative regulation of cyclin-dependent protein serine/threonine kinase activity. Gene Ontology annotation, molecular function: cyclin-dependent protein serine/threonine kinase inhibitor activity; 7SK snRNA binding. Gene Ontology annotation, cellular component: nucleoplasm; nucleus; cytoplasm. The record is from RefSeq and is a predicted model, not a curated record.
UAUGAUGGUUUAAUCUGCAAUUCAAUAAAAGAAUUUCACUUCAAACUUGAAUCUUUAAGAAGCUGCUACAGCUAUAAUGUAAGGUUAAGAAUUUAUUCUUUCAAAGCAGGUCUCAUCAACUCCUAAAUGCUACAUAUAUGAAGUAGAUAAAAACUGCAGCUUCUAUUUUGAUAGCAUUUAGGAUCUACAGAAGUGGUCUUUCAAUUAUUUGGAAUUUUAAAAAAUAGAGGUUACCUAGUAACAAUGCACCAGUAGCACACAAAAUACUCUGAUUUUGUUUAGUCUGUGGGAAAAAAAAUUCUUUAAAGAUUCUGUAAUCUUACAAGAUUACACUGGAAUUACUAUAGUUCAUUUUUCCCUCUAGGAGGGCAGCCAUUUCUCUAAUAAAAGUUUUGUAAAAGUUAACGCUCAGAUUUCAAAAUCCAAGCAGAUGUUGAUGAAGCAUACGAAACGGGCCACUCCAUUUCUAUUUCUGAGCCGCAGCGACUCUGACUUUGUGCCCCAGCCCUGUAGAGGGCAAAACCUCAUCCCUUUGGUGUAAAUUUUCAAGAGAAGUGGGACAGCACACUUUAGGCGUUUCACCAGGAGGCUGGCGACGUGCUAGGUCAGGUUGUCCGGAGAAUAGGGACUGGGUAGGAGAUAUUCUUGAGGGCAAGAGCCUCAGGGGCCUCCAGGCAUCGGGCUCGUGAAGGUUUCCAAGUGCCCCUAUCUGGCUGGUCCCGGGGGAAUUAGUGGUUGCUACAGUUAAAGAGGGCUGUGGUUUUUCGCACCCCGGGCGGCGAGAUGGCGCUUUGGUGUACGCGAGGUAAGGUGGGUGGGUGCACUGGGAUCUCCGCCCUCGGAGCCUCCGGCUGACUGCCACACGGGAGGGACGUGCGGCCAGACCGGCGACCUGCGACCUCCGCCCUCCCCCGCGGCGCCAGCCUCUGGAAUCUGGCGUCGCCCCCACCUCGCCAGUCGAAGUGGGAGUCCCGCUCGGCGGGGCCUCGCCGCCAUACCCAGGCCGAAUGGGGGUUGGGAGGGAAGUCGGCAGAGCUCGGCCUCAGCAUCCGCGCCCCUGUGGAAGGACGGCAGAGGAGAGCCGUUUGACCAGCCUCUCCUCUGCUGGGGUCUCGGGAAACACGCGGUGUCACUAGUUCCAGGCAUCUGCAGAAAUAUUUGAAACGGAAGAUGAUGGCCACUCCGAACCAGACUGCCUGUAAUGCGGAGUCACCAGCAGCCCUGGAGGAGGCCAAGACCUCUGGUGCCCCAGGGAGUCCCCAAACACCCCCUGAGCCUCAUGACUCUGGUGGUUCCCUGCCCCUGACACCCCGGGUAGAGAGCCACUCAGAGGAUGAAGAUCUUGCUGGGGCUGUUGGAGGCCUGGGCUGGAACAGUAGGAGUCCCUGGACCCGGAGCUCAGAGGGCUGCUCAGCAGAGGCCGUACUGGCCCGGAAGAAACACCGUCGGCGGCCGUCGAAGCGCAGACGGCACUGGCGGCCCUACCUGGAGCUGAGCUGGGCUGAGAAACAACAGCGGGAUGAGAGGCAGAGCCAGAGGGCGUCCCGGGUCCGAGAACAGAUGUUCGCCAAAGGCCAGCCCGUGGCCCCCUACAACACCACCCAGUUCCUGAUGAAUGACCGAGAUCCAGAAGAGCCCAACUUGGAUGUGCCCCCUGGGGUCUCCCACCCAGGUUCCAGUGGGGAGAGUGAGGCUGGGGACAGUGACGGGCGGGGCCGAGCGCACGGUGAGUUCCAGCAGAGGGACUUCUCUGAGGCUUACGAGCGCUUCCGCACCGAGAGCCUGCAUGGCCGCAGCAAGCAAGAGCUGGUGCGAGACUACCUGGAGCUGGAGAAGCGGCUGUCGCAGGCCGAGGAGGAGACCAGGAGGCUGCAGCAGCUGCAGGCAUGCACAGGCCAGCAGUCCUGCCGCCAGGUGGAGGAGCUGGCCGCUGAGGUCGAGAGGCUCCGGACCGAGAACCAGAGGCUUCGGCAGGAGAACCAGAUGUGGAACCGAGAGGGCUGCUGCUGUGACGAGGAGCCGGGUACUUAGGGGUGCCCUCAAGCCUGGUGGACACAAGGAGAAGGUCUUAUUUCAUGCACACUCAGGUCAGCUGGGUCUCAAGGAGGCAGGUGGCAGAUGAAAACCACCCUCAACACCCUGUGCCCCCUGAGAACAGCUAAAUCGAUUCAGACUCCCACCUCACCAUUUUCACAGUUGGUUCUUCCAUGUCAGCUUACUUUUACAGAGAAAUUAAAUGGUCUUGGUGGGACCAAAUGGC